Molecule: messenger RNA, 3698 nt
Organism: Schistosoma mattheei
Lineage: Eukaryota; Metazoa; Platyhelminthes; Trematoda; Strigeidida; Schistosomatidae
Source: the annotation of a GenBank genome assembly
GAAGACCGCGAGUUACUAUUGUUGCGUCACUGUACUAGGUUUGGUGUCCUAUUGGUUUGUUGAUAUUCUUCCGUUACCUGAGUAUUUUAAUUAUACUUCUCAGCUUUUAGUAACAGUGGGACUCAUUAAGUUUACUUGCAAAUUUUCUCAAUCUCUAAUAGUUCAGCUUAUUUGUAUAAAUUGGUUUCCCUGUGUAGACGAAAUUGAGACAAUUGUGUGACGAACCCUGGCCGACCAUUGGCGAUAACUACAUUGUCCGGUCUUGUGGUAGAUAGCUUUGAGUCUCUGUAACUAACGAUUUCCUUGGAAGAAUAAGUUACCUCAGGCCCAGUGACAUUGUCAGCCAUAUCCUAAUUCAGUAUACUUUGAAAGUAAACUUCUUCGGCAUAUCGCUGUGCGGCUUAUUUAGCCCCAGCUAAUCCGCAAUGUACUGAACGUCUAAUUUUCCUCAUGUAUGAUUCAAAAGGAAAGGCAGAGAACGACUCUAAACUUCCAUGUUCUAUAACGUUUAUUAUUUAUUUGGACACAUAAAUAUUGCGACAAGAGGGCACCAAAUAUAUAUGCGCCACACACAUGUUUUUGUGUGCGGGCUAAGAUACUGCCCGGGUGCCCAGACCGAAGCAGAUUCUACAACGUGCUUUAAACUAUGCACAUUGUAGAUUAAUUGGUUGUUACCGUAACACUUUUCGUAACCUAAUAAGAAGUUGUUAAGAUAUACCCGAACACUGUUUGCUAAUGUGGUGUACAACUUAGGGUGCGAUAAUAAAUAUAUUGACAAGGAGAGUAUAUAUAUGCUCAAAAACGGUUCGAAAUUAGGACUAGCAGUUAGUAUUUGUAAUUAUGUUUUUCACCACAAUCUAACAACCAUACAUUUUACCUUCACUGGUUAUAAAAAGCCACAUCAGGUCCAUAUCUACGUUUAAAACACUGAACUUCUUGGUUAAUCUAGCAUUGUAUAAAAGGUUCACAGUUCUUGUGAUCUGUUUUAAUCACGUUCCUUUAAAUGUUUUUUACUCACUGUUGGCUUCGCCCUGUAUUCAUUACAAGGGAAGGAUAUAAAACGUCAUAAUCAGUUUGAUAUCUAGGCAAAUGGAAUUAAUACCCAUAAGUUUAAUAGUCCUAGAAACUUUUGCAACCGCCGUACUACAAUAAGCGAUGAUUUUCAACUCCUAGCUCCAUAGGGGGCAAUUCAGUUGUACAGUGUUUUUUUACUAACUCAUUGAUCAGCAUGCAUCAUAGUACAGACAAUUAUAUGAUAAACUCCUACCGUAAUGCAUACUCUGCCCAUAGUGCUUAGCAUUUGGAAUUAAAUAUUGUUAAAUACUUUCGAAAUUCAAGGGAAUGUUAAUGUAGUGACCCAUAUACUAUCUCUGGAGUUGUUAUAAAGUGAUAACACUGAAGUCCACAAACUUGUAUGGUGUAAUAUACCCUGGUACGGCCAAAGGUGAGCAGAGUCCACCCCCCUCAAAAUGCUCUCAUAUGGCCGCGCGUGUGCAGCUACUGCUAGGGAAGUCCUACUCACUGCCUUCUCGCGGCAGGGUUGUUGUUUGCGAAGUUGGGAGUACAAGAAGUGAAUGUCCGGCACUUUAAUCUGGUUGGCUCACCUAGGGAGGUUGUAAACCCUGAUUGCAAACCAAUGAUGCACAUGGGUUCCUGGGUCCUGAGGAAACAAAUGGCGUACGAACCUAUUGUUGGUCACCAACUACCAUGUGACUGAAUCUCCUUAUGUUGCUCCACCGCUUUGUGGACUAGACCUCUAGGUCAAAAGCUUGAGGAGUGGCCUAAAAGAACCAUGUUCUUCGGUUUGGGUGCUCGGGUAGUAUUCUAGACCCCACACAAAUCGAAUGGUGUGGCACAUAUCUAUUUGGUGCCUCCUUGUACAAUGUUUGUGUGCCUAAUCACAAGAUUAAUCAUCUGCACCUCCAAGUGUUAAAUAUAAGACCCUCCAGUUUUGCACACCACGCACAAAAGUUCGCUUAGCUCGUAUCGUUUAGUACUAUUUCUCGCCUACGUGGAUUAUUCUAGAUUUUGGAGAGACUUAUUGAUCUAUUACUUUUGAGUCAUUAUCCACACAUACAUUUGGUCUUGCUAGUUAUUCUUCUAUAACCCUGAUUGUCUUUAUGUAUGGGCGUAUGUGUGCUUGUGUUUAUCACUUACUCUUCGUCACAUCAGCUUGUUUUUCUGUGUGGAUAUAAAUCUUGAGCUAUGUCUGACGAAAUUGACUUGGUACGUCUGUUAUCUCCGAUCCGCUUCGUUAAUGGAUGUAUGGAAUAUAUGUAUCCAGAAAUAUAGUAUCUGACUUAUUUUUUUCCACUACUUACCAAUGUGAAGUAAGUCGAUGAAUAUUUAUUAGAUUAAGUGGGAUAUAUGUUUUGUUAUCAUCAUUAUCAACCGUUCAUAUGGAGCCAGAUCAAAGCCUCAAUAAGUCCUUUUCAUUGUAUUUCUGUUUGUGACAAAAUGACUGCUUACAAGAGAUUACUCAGGUUUCACUUUGUAUAGUUAUCAAUAACACAGUGUCAUAUAAACCAAAUAAAGUCCAAAAACUGAGAAUAUCAAAAUGUAUCAGAUUGUCUGAUCUUUUAGGAGAUAGUAUUUAUGCGUUUUCUUUCAUUUAAUGGACAGAAAAUAUAAUACAACUGAUACGAAAUGUGACUUUCCUCUAACAAACUCACCACAAGAUAGUUGUUAGUUCCUAAGAAAAUUGCUAGUCAAUAAAACUGCGGUGUUACUUCAUUUUUAUAUUUCCAUGAAAUCGUUUUCGAAAUCUCGUGUAUGAUUUUGCAAUAUUGAUUUUUUGCAUACAAGAGAGAAACCAAUUAGAUCCACUAGUUCACACUAUUAGGUAAGAAUAAUAAUCAAUUCUGUUUUGGUAUGUCAACUAGGCUAAUUGAUUUAAAACCAUAAUGCACUUUAUUUUGAUGCUACAUUAUCAGAGAACCUCCAAUCGCUUCCAAGAAUCUCCAAUGUUCAAUGGAGAACGAAUAAAUUCAUUUAAAGAAUCAUAACUAAUUAUUUGAAUAGUACCAUGUUAGCUUAUAUUCAAACAAAUAUACAAGCAUACCAUUUUUUACCCGUCUGGUUUUAUACUAGAUUUGAUGUCAAUAAUGUAUUUUAAGUCUGAAAGUACAGCAACAUAUAGUACCAGCUCAAUGCUUUAAGCUGUACUUUGUAAUUAAUUUUGCCAAAUUCCAAAUAGAAAUUAAAUCGUUACUUUUAAAAACCAGGGAUCGAUUGGUGUAAUUGUUCCUUUAACUCAAAAGUGACCACUUCCUCAAACUAACAUACAUUUGAUCUGGUACUCUUAUAUUUAAAUGUUCCGAAUUUAUUCUCCUUUCGUUACUUUUUCAGAUCAUCCCUUUAAUUGUCUGAAAACUAAUAUAUCUUGAAAUAUAUAUAUAGAUAUAUACUCAGUAUGGCUCAGGGAAAACUUAAAGUCAAAACCAAAUUACCCAAAGGAGUAAAAUCCGGUAAAAGUGAAAGGUCUUUACAGAAACAAUCCGCCAAACCACUGCGCAAAGGGACUCGUGUUAUAAAACCAAAAAAAGAAAGACUAAAAGAAGCUCAUGAAAUGAAGAAACAUAUGGAAAAAUUGUUAAAAAAAUCAGUGGAAAAACAAGCUAUUGAGAAAGUGUCGUCUUGUGAACCCCGUUCACUAAAAAUUGUGAAAGAAUAAUAAAUUAUUAAGAAUGUACAUACUC